AUGGCGGCGGGGAAACGCUUGCAAGGCAAGGUAGCGGUGAUCACCGGCGGAGCCAUGGGACUGGGAGCCGCCGCGGCCAGGCUCUUCUCCCAACACGGCGCCAAAGUCCUGAUAGCCGACAUCCAGCCAUCGGAACUCGGUCGCACUCUCUGCAACGAGAUCGAAUCCGAAUCCGGCCAGCCCGUGACCUACAUCCAAUGCGACGUGACGAGCGACGCCGACAUGCAAAACGCGGUGGACACUGCCGUUUCGUUGCACGGGAAGCUGGACAUCAUGUACAGCAACGCCGGGAUAUCGGGUCAGAAGAUCACCCCACACGACCUCCGCAUCUCCUCCCUCACCCCCGAAGUCUUCAGGAAGGUGUUCGACGUCAACGUCUACGGAUCCUUCCUGGCCGCAAAGCACGCGGCCAGGGUGAUGGAGAAGAGCGGUAAUGGUGGGGCUAUCCUCCUGACUGGCAGUGCCGCAACUGCCAGCUACGGGAUGGCCCCACACGCUUACACGGCGUCGAAGCACGCCGUGGUGGGGCUGACGAAGAAUUUGUGCGUGGAGUUGGGGCGGGUCGGGAUCCGGGUCAACUGCAUCUCGCCGUUCGGGGUGCCGACUCCGCUGAGCAUGGACAUCACGGGGAUGGAUGAGGCGGCGUUCGAGGAGGCGUUCAAGGCCAAAGGGAACCUCAAGGGUGUUGUGUUGAGGGCCGACGAUGUCGCGAAGGCGGCGUUGAAUCUUGUGAGUGACGAUUCCAAGUACAUCAGUGGGGUCAAUCUUGUGGUGGACGGCGGUCACUCACUCAUGAGCGCUUAA
Molecule: messenger RNA, 804 nt
Organism: Linum tenue
Lineage: Eukaryota; Viridiplantae; Streptophyta; Magnoliopsida; Malpighiales; Linaceae
Source: the annotation of a GenBank genome assembly